This is a messenger RNA of Salvelinus fontinalis (brook trout), 17723 nucleotides long. RefSeq names its product BEN domain-containing protein 3-like. The record is from RefSeq and is a predicted model, not a curated record. Gene Ontology annotation, biological process: rDNA heterochromatin formation. The coding region runs from base 14743 to 17259 and encodes 838 amino acids. Lineage: Eukaryota; Metazoa; Chordata; Actinopteri; Salmoniformes; Salmonidae. Gene Ontology annotation, molecular function: DNA binding. Gene Ontology annotation, cellular component: heterochromatin. The transcript has 4 exons.
GGGGGGGGGGCAUCCAUCCAUUGGUUUGCCUGCAUUCUAGACACACUGAAGACCUAGGCUACCCCUUUGCCUUGCAUUUAUUAUAUUUUGUGUGCAUUGAAAACAUGAUACGUAAAAAGAAAUCUGAUCCAUAAGUGGGAUAUUAGACUUAAUUUGUAUUUUUUUUUUUUUAACACGUGAACACCUGUUAAUAACAUCACAUGGCUGACUGAUGGAUGAAAUCACUCAGCGCAAUAGGAGCAAUAUGGUAUUCUCUCUUCUACAGAAAUGAGCAUAUUGUCCAAAAAUUGCAUUUUAACGAGCACUUCUCAGUGUUAAGUGCUGAAUCCCAGACCCUCUUUGCAAGCCUUCGCUUCAGUGAUCCGAUUCUGCUUUCCAGCACAGGUCUCGCGCUUAUUGGCUGACAGAUCAGACUGCUGCGCCACACACUGCCACUGAACCAGCUCAUUACCCAAAUAAUGACUGUCGCACCAUCUCGGUUGCAGUGUCUUGUUAUAUACCCAACAGACACAUUUGUGACCAGUCAGUGCUAGAACAUUGGGUACUAGAGUGCGCGUGGAUGUUAGAUAUGAUAUGUUCUCUACAGAAAGAGAUCAAGUUGUGCUCCCUACAUUGUGAUGGCACCAAUUAAUUACAUUGCUUUGUUAACUUGCAGAAUCCAUAUGUAAUGCCAUGGAAUUUGGGUCUGGGAUUCGGAACCUGUCCAAUAUGGUCAUUUCUGGACAAUUAUUUAUAUCCAUUAGGUGACCCAUUUUGCCUCGAGCAACCCAGGAGUGAUAGGUUCUUAUGGGGAGAUUAAUUGGUAUUGCUUGCCUCUUCAUCUCGCCUCCUUUUGAGGAAGGUCAAAAGGUAAUCGAGGGGAGGAAACGUAGAAACAAAAGCACUUGUGUUAAAUUACUCCUUGUCCGCUAGCGCGUCAUCAUACAAAUACAUUUUUUACAGAGAAGGAAUCCCAAAAUAUGAGUAGUGGUCAAAAUAAAUGUAGCUAGUUGUGCCAGACAUUUUAGAGAUUAAAAAUGAUAGGGUACUUAUCUUUUUUAACAUGCACAUGCUUUUCUAAUCCGAUAUAAUAACCACGCUGUUUCAAAGGGGGUGAGGUAGAUUUCAAAACUCUUGCGCAUCCUCCGCCAGAGGAGGUAAUUGAGGAGAGGAGCAAACUUCUCCGUUCGCCUAUUAAUGAAUUUACACUUCUACAUAUGGCUUUCAGUUUCCGGGUAACGGAGGAUGGACUUUUAUCCAAUUGAGAAUCUCCCAUUGCCUCCUCUUGUAUAGUCUCUUUAGCUUUAAAGGGGAGUUCAAAUAAUUUAAAAUGGUAGAAUAGUAGUUGCCUUUGUCUACAUAAUGACUUAGGGCUCUAUUUGAUCUGAAGCGUUAUAGAUUCUGCUAUAGAAAAUUAAAGCCAGUGUUUACUGUGAAUGCACUCACCGCUAAAACAGGAGCAUUGCCUUUAAAAUUCAAAUCACGGAUUUCAGUGAUGCGGAUUGAAUAGAGCCCUUAAAGCCUCUUGUCCUCAGAGACAGGUUUCUGUCCACAUGCAUGAAUGACCUUACAAAACUGGAUUUGUAUUGUUAGAUGCUGACAUAUUACUUAGAUCAAAGGGUAAUGUUGUUGGAUUUCGGGCAUUUUAAGUGAGAAAUAAAUAAGUUAAAAAACAGCACAUAUCCCUGACCUAACAAGUAUAAUAAGAUAUUUAAGUUCGGCUGACUUAAAGGGCCAUGGGAAGCUAACGUGGACCCCAUAGAACCAUUUCAUUACCUCCACCCUCUGUUGUAAAUACAAUUUUGUUUAAAACCACAGUAGGGUCACACACCAUAUAGUAAUGUUCAAUUUGCAAGUGGAGCUGAAAAGGGGGUUGUUGAUUGCAAUGUGUAUUAAAGGGGUUUAUAAAUCAAUUUCAUUGAUGUUUUCAUUGUCGUAGAAUGGUUUAUAAACAAAUUAUGCAUUCGAUCACAAAUGUUUAGGUAUGCUAUAUAGUAUCAUGGAAUGUCAUUCCAUAAUAACACUAUAAUUUACUUUGUGCAGGUCUCCCUCUUUGCUCCGUUUUUAAUUGGUCAUGUGUUACACAGUCCUCCUAUGAGGACGUUGGUGUACAGAUGUGUGAAAGGAGAGUAAGCGUUUCGCAAACAUUUGAGUGUUUUCUCUGCUUCUGGCCUUUUUUCCCUCCUGAAAAUACAGUCAAUAUUUUAUGUAUGUGUUUCUGGUGUUUUGUUUACUUGAAAGAGCCAUGCAUUUUCUCCAUUGUUUACAUUUAGUUUGUGGCCCACUCUGUGAAGGAAAAGGUGUUUAACAGUUUUUAUAGACCCCCACCCCAGAAAAUAAUAGUAAUCGAAUACGUCAGCCACUCACACAGUAUAGACUUCCGAUCACUGUCCAUGGUGCUGAAAUUGCUACUUUUAUGCGGCUGCUUAUCGAAUUGAUGAUAGGCUUUCUGUGGUGCCAGGGCAUGUAGCCUAUAGCUUUUCUUUAGCUAAUGGAGAAGCUAUUCACAGUGUCGUAAUGCUGGCUGGCGGCAAUAAUGUAAUUACUUGUUAAGUAAUUAAAGUUGGAUUUAAAAAAAUAAAAAAUAAUACUUUUUACACAUUCUCCUCCCCAAUUUUCGUGAUAUCCAGUUGGUAGUUAGUUGUGUCCCAUUGCUGCAACUCCUGUAUGGUCUAGGGAGAGGCGAAGGUCGAGAGCCAUGCGUCCACCGAAACACGACCCUGCCAAGCCGCACCAAUGUGUUAGAGCGCGAUGGGACAAGGACAUCCCGGCCGGCCAAACGCUUCCCUAACCUGGAUGACGCUGGGAGAAUUGUGCGUCGCCUCAUGGGUCUCCCGGUCACGGCCAGCAUGGGUCGCCUCAUGGGUCUCCCGGUCACACAGCCCGGGAUCAAACCCGGAUCUAUAGUGACUAGCGACGCCUCAAGCACUGCCUUAGACCACUGCGCCUCUUGGGAGGCCCAUAAAGUUGGAAAUUCAAACAAUGUAGAUUGUAAAAUAAAUGUCAUGCAACAGCAUACUAAUCAGCUACUGUACCAAUUGUCCUGUAUAGCAUAUCUGAACCUGCAUGACAUAAGCCGUCCUCGCGCUCUCGCCCAGCUUCCAUAGAAAGGUGUGGUGCAUAAAACAAGUCUAACGCCAACCAAUAGUCAGUCCACCCUCAAAGCACUAGCUUGCUAGGGAUUAUUUCAUUAUGCAGUGUAGCCUACUAUCUAUAUAGCUAUAUAAAGUAUUAAGCUGCUAUAUUAAAAUGACAUCAAAUAGCCUAAAAAUUAUCCUGAAGUGUUUCCUUUUGUGUUUCUUUCUCUUAGAAAUACGUUUGUGUCUUUGCUCUUUUUUUCCCCUCCUACGUGGAGAGCUACAUUAUGCGACUGCAUUGCCUUACAUUUUUCUGUGCAAAUGUUUUCACUACGGCCUGUAGGCCUAGGUUGCGGUCCCAACUUUUCUAUAACAAUUAUUGAUAACUGUGUUUUUUGAUCAGUUUAAUAACAUGCUUAGGGAAUGUGAUUUUGGAAAGAGGUCAUCAUAAUGGGAGAUUUUAAUAUUAUGAAGACAAGUCUUGUAGGAAAACCCUGAAAUGGAUCACUAACACCUUUGACCUUUCACAGCUAGUUAAAGGGUGACUUGUUGCUCUAAAACACAGAUUGAUUUGGUGUUCAGUAAUAAACCAUUCAAUAUGGUUACUGGGCUAUCUGAUCAUAAUCUGACACUUAUAGCCAGAAAGCUGUCUAAGAGCAGGUUUAACCUCUCUACUGUUAGAAAGCCGGAUCAACUAAGAAUAAUUAAGAGUGAAUUAAACUAUUUUGAAAACGCAAUUAAGGGAAUUAACUGGAAUGACGUGGAAGCUGAUAGUCAGGUUUUUCUAUCCACAAUCCAGACUACAAUAAAUGGUUUCCUAAAGAAAAUCAAAUCCAAACCUGGCCAAAAGAGCACUCUUCCUUGGCUAAAUGGAGAAAUCUGGAAAUUGAUGAAAGAACGAGAUUAUGCUCUAAAAAAUAGCCCUAAAAUCCAAAUUAGAGCAUGACAGACGUAGGUUUACCAUGUUGAGAAAUAAGGUGAUGAAAGAAAUCACAGGCCAAGGCAAACUUUUAUUAUUAAAAUAAUUGGUGAAGCAAAGGGAAAUUCUAAAUUGAUCUGGGAGAAUCUAAAAAAGUUAACAGGGAAAGACCAUAGUAACACUGCAAAAAGACUAGAAAUCAUGGUGAGUAACAAUCUAACACAGGAUGCAGUUGAAACAGCAAUAGCCUUCAAUUCCUACUUUAUUGACUCUGUCAGGGUACUGACACAGAACCCCUCCACUGGUUUCUUGGGCUCGGUGCUAGUAAAUAACACUAAACCUGUCUUCAUCAUAAGGGAGGUUUCUGAGUCAAAGGUGAACAAGGUGAUUAGCUCACUAAAGAACUCUAAAGCCAAAGAUGUGUUUGGGCUGGACUCUACCUUUCUUAACUACAGAGUCACUCAUUGGCCCCAUAACUAAGGUCACCAACACAUCUAUUGGUCUCGGGGUGUUUCCAAGGGUAUUGAAGUCGGCCAUAAUAACGGCUAUCUUUAAAUCGGGCGACCCUGCUGACGUGAGUAACUACAGGCCCAUUAGUAUACUACCUGUGGUGUCAAAGGUUGUUGAAAAGUGUGUAGCAAAACAACUGAUUGCCCACCUCAACAGCCCCUUCACAUUGCAGUUUGGCUUCAGAGCGAAACACUCUACAGAAACGGCCAACUGCUUUCUUCAGGAAAAUGUGAAGUCCAAGAUGGACAAAGGGGGUGUUGUUGGGGCUGUGUUUCUGGACCUAAGGAAGGCUUUUGAUACUGUUAACCAUGAGAUUCUCAUCACAAAAUUGUCCAAGUUCAACUUUUCCCCCGAUGCCUUGAGAUGGAUGAAAUCAUACCAUGAAGGCAGAACUCAGUGUGUCAGAGCUAUGAUGUGGGCGUGCCCCAAGGGUCAAUACUGGGGCCCCUCCUGUUCAGCCUGUACAUUAAUGCCUUCUGUCUGUACUGGGUCUGAAGUUCAAAUGUAUGCAGAUGAUACAGUGAUAUGUGCAUGCAAAGAGCAAACAACAAGCUGCACUAGAACUCACUACUGUAAUGGUCCAGGUUACAAAGUGGCUCAGUGACUCGUGUUUGCAUCUCAAUGUGAAAAAAACUGUUUGCAUGUUCUUCACAAAGAGGGCAACAGAUGCUACUGAGCCAGAUGUCUAUGUGUCGGGGAGAAGCUCCAGGUGGUAUCUGAUUUUAAGUACCUUGGCAUCAUACUUGAUUCCAACCUCUCUUUUAAAAAGCAUGUGAAAAAGGUAAUUCAGAUAACCAAAUUCAACCUAGCUAAUUUCCAAAUUUAUACGGAAUUGUUUGACUACAGAGAUAGCAAAACUGUACUUCAAAUCUAUGAUACUCCCCCACUUAACAUAGUGCUUGACUAGUUGGGCCCAAGUUUGCUGUACAACAUUAAACCUAUUCAGUCUGUCUACAAACAGGCUCUCAAAGUGCUUGAUAGGAAGCCCAAUAGCCAUCAUCACUGUUACAUCCUCAGAAAGCAUGAGCUCCUGAGUUGGGAAAAUCUUGUGCAAUACACCGACACAUGUCUUGUAUUCAAGAUCCUAAAUGGCCUGGCUCCCCUCCACUCAGUAUUUUUGUUUAACAGAAAACCCAAACAUAUGGCAGCAGAUCCACAAGGUCUGCCAUGAGAGGUGACUGUUAGUAAAUCCGCUUUCUCUGUGAGAGCUUCCCAUGUCUGGAAUACACUGCCAUCAGACACACAUCACACUUUCACAAAAUGCAUGAAGACAUGGCUAAAGGUCAAUCAGAUUUGUGAACAUAAUCCCUAGCUGUGUAUUGCCGCUUUCCAUGUUGUCUUGUCAGUAGCUUGUAAAGUGUGGAAACACUUUGUUGCUUUUAUGAAUUUUGUCUUGCUGCUUUUUGUUCUAUGUUGCUCUGUCUGUAUGCUACGGCUUGCUUGUCCUAUGUUGCUCUGUCUGUAUGCUACGUCUUGCUUGUCCUAUGUUGCCCUGUGUGUGCUCACUGCUCAAUGAUUGUCUAUAUUGUAAUUGUUUUUAAUAACCUGCCCAGGGACUGCGGUUGAAAAUUAGCCGGCUGGCUAAAACCGGCACUUUUACUGAAAUGUUGAUUAAUGUGCACUGUCCCUGUAAAAAUAAAAUAAACUCAACUCUUUCCUGAGACACUAUGCAUUAUAUUGUGCAAGUGUUCCAAAGCGUUGCUGGCCUAUGUUGACUCUAAUGCUUCCCACAGUUGUCAAGUUGGCUGGAUGUCCUUUAGGUGGUGGACCAUUCUUGAUGCACAUGAAACUGUUGAGCAUGAAAAACCCAGCAGCGUCUGGCACCUACUACAAUACCCCGUUCAAAGGCACUUAAAUGUUUUGUCUUGCCCAUUCACCCUCAAUGUCACAUAUACACAAUCCAUGCCUCAACUGUCUCAAGGCUUAACAAUCUUUCUUUAACCUGUCUCCUCCCCUUCAUCUACACUGGUUUAACAAGUGACAUCAAUAAGGGAUCAAAGCUUUCACCUGGUCAGUCUGUCAUGGAAAGAACAGGUGCUCAUAAGGUUGUGUACUCAGUGCAUGUCCAUUGCGCUGCACGCUAAGGUAUACCAGAGACUGUUGAUAUUGCAACCACUAAACUCAAGCGCCGGUUCACCAGUAUGAACGAAAUCGGAAACCGCUUGUUUUGUUUGAGCCCUCAAGAACUGUUGUCCGCUAAAGAUGAUCAUCUGUUUGCAUCUGCCACUUUAUUGGCUGUCCAGUAUCCAAACGACCUGUCCCCAGAGCUUCCUAUACAGUUCAUUGGUUUCUGUAACGUGGUGAGGCCGGCAAUUAAGAAUAAUGAGAGGCUCAAUUAAAGAUGUUUCAGAACUGCUUAUUUGAAGUUUCCCUGAUGUUGCUAUGGCAAUCAUACUGUUUUUAACCAUCCCUGUAACUUGCUUCUGCUGCGAGACCAUUUUCUCAACUAAAACGUAAGAACUAGGCCUACCUAAGAAGCAUUAGGCUCUCGGUCUGAUAUGCACUUUUGUAUUGCUGCCACUCAAACAAAUAUUUUUUUAUAUAAUUAUUACGAGAUAAGCUCACGUUAUUUCGAAAUAAUUCUUAUGAGAAAGAUGUCAAAACGAAAUAAUCCAGUUGCAUGUCAUGAGAAAUAGCCUUUUAUGCUGAAACGCUAGCAUAGGGUACUUGGCAAGCAAGGCAUCCUCUCAUGCACAGGUUGACAUUAUGGCUGGUUUGCUUGAGUUAAUCAACUUUUAUUUUCUCCUCCGUUUGAGGCAUUGGGAGAUAUGUGUCGUUGAGCAAUAUAGAUGGUGUUGUAAUUAGUUUACGGAGAAUUCUGAGUUCCAGGCUCUACAGCAGACGGAAAAAACUAAUCUGACCUCCUUGACCGACAUGGGAAGCUUCAUGGAAACAAACUGAUGUGGGAUAUAUGGUUACCCAAAAUGCAGUCUGGUGUUCACAUCAUAUUCUAGGCCCCCAUGGAGUGCGUAUUUGGGCGAAAGUCUUACUUUCACAACCAUGAUGACAGAGGAACAUCUUAGGUAGGUGUCCUUUUUGUCUUGUAAUUUCACAUUUGGAAGGAGCAUUGAAAUAAUUAGCUAGCAUGAUAUAAUUUCUAGAACAGACAUAUCUAGCUAGCAAGCUAUAUGAAUGAUGCACUGAAAUUAACUACUCGAGGGAGAUCACUAUGAUAGCUAUUCUCAAGAACAAGCAAGCCCCUACCUGAGAAGCAUGUCUGCAAUGCAUCAAGCAUUCUACUCAAUGUAUUGUCAAUGAGCGCUGAUUAUCAAAAGUGCAUUAUAGUAGCUUGGAAAUAAAAUGAUAUUGCAAAAGGAGGCAUAAAAUUAGUAAGAAAACCUUUUGACAUCAUCAGAUUGACAGUAUAACUAACCCAAGAUUAGACCACAGCCUGUAAUUUCCAAUGUGAACAAAUGGGUCAUAGUGGCCAGAACAAACAAGGAGGGGGGCAGAGACGUGCACGAGCUAGCGAGAGCCUAUUGGUGCAUUCUAGCAUGUACAGUAUUUGCAUAUUUCCAUAUUAACCCUUGCACUCCUAAACUUAAAUUAUUUUCUUUUGGCAAAGGGUCACAUCUACAAAAUAUAGUCCACUCUGUAACAGAUUCUAGUGUUGGGAAAGGAAAACGGUAUUAAGAUCAAAUGUUUCAUCAAUUAAAAAAUGUGCAUAAUGCCAGGUAAAACGGACUAUUUCUCAGGCUCAGAUAUUAGAAUAUGCAUAUAAUUGAGGGGACAUCACCGGAUGUUAGCUAGCUAACAUUCCUAGCUAUUUUUGACAAAAAAUUGUCACCCCUCCCUAGGAUGUCUGGAGAAUUUUGUACUGCAAAAAUGGGUUGAAUGGUCCGCUGGAAGUGAUUUUGAUUGGAUGUUACAUUUAAAGAACCCCCCUCCCCCCACACGCCCGUAGAAGGUGUGCUGUGUGUUAUAUAAAGUUGAAGUCGGAAGUUUACAUACACCUUAGCCAAAUGCAUUUAAACGCAGUUUUUCACAAUUCCCGACAUUUAAUCCUAGUAAGAAGUGCCUGUCUAAGGUCAGUUAAGAUCACCACUUUAUUUUAAGAAUGUGAAAUGUCAGAAUAAUAGAGUGAUUUAUUUCAGCUUUUAUUUCUUUCAUCACAUUCCCAGUGGGUCAAAAGUUUACAUACACUCAAUUAGCAUUUGUUAGCAUUGCCUUAAACAAUUUAAACUUGGGUCAAACGUUUAGGGUAGCCUUCCACAAGCUUCCCACAAUAAUUUGGGUGCAUUUUGGCCCAUUCCUUCUGACAGACCUGGUGUAACUGAGUCAGGUUUGUAAGCCUCCUUGCUCGCACACGCUUUUUCAGUUCUGCCCACAAAUUUUCUAUGGGAUUGAGGUCAGGGCUCUCUGAUGGCCACUCCAAUACCUUGACUUUGUUGUCCUGAAGCCAUUUUGCCACAACUUUGGAAGUAUGCUUGGGGUCAUUGUCCAUUUGCAACCAAGCUUUGACUUCCUGACCGAUGUCUUGAGAUGCUGCCUCAAUAUAUUCACAUCAUUCUCCUUCCUCACGAUGCCAUGUAUUUUGUGAAGUGUACCAGUGCCUCCGGGUUGGGAUGGUGUUCUUCGGCUUGCAGGCCUCCCCCUUUUUCCUCCAAACAUAACGAUGGUCGUUUUUUCUGAGCAGCCUUUCAGGUUGUGUCGAUAUAGGACUCGUUUUACUGUGGAUAUAGAUACUUUUGUACCUGUUUCCUCCAACAUCUUCACAAAGUCCUUUGCUGUUGUUCUGGGAUUGAUUUGCACUUUUCGCACCAAAGUACGUUCAUCUCCAGGAGACCGAACGUGUCUCCUUCCUGAGCGGUAUAAUGGCUGCGUGGUCCCAUGGUGUUUAUACUUGCGUACUAUUGUUUGUACAGAUGAACGUGGUACCUUCAGGCGUUUGGAAAUUGCUCCCAAGGAUGAACUAGACUUGGAGGUCUACAAAUUUGUUAGGGCUGAUUUCAUUUGAUUUUCCCAUGAUGUCAAGCAAAGAGGCACUGAGUUUGAAGGUAGGUCUUGAAAUACAUCCACAGGUACACCUCCAAUUGACUCAAAUGAUGACAAUUAGCCUAUCAGAAGCUUCUAAAGCCAUGACAAUUUUCUGGAAUUUUCCAAGCUGUUUAAAGGCACAGUCAAUUUAGUGUAUGUAAACUUCUAACCCACUGGAAUUGUGAUAAAUUAUAAGUGAAAUAAUCUAAUAUGUCUGUAAACAAUUGUUGGAAAAAUUACUUGUGUCAUGCACAAAGUAUAUGUCCUAACCGACUUGCCAAAACUAUAGCUUGUUAACAAGAAAUUUGUGGAGUGGUUCAAAAACGAGUUAAUGCUCCAACCUAAGUGUAUGUAAAUGUCCGACUUCAACUGUAAGUCACCGUCCGGGUAGGACACAUUUUGUAGAGAAUUGAUGCAUAUGCUCAUUUCAAGUUAUCAAAUGUGGCCGACAGUCUGCAAUUCAUAUUUAUUGAAAGUGGAUUAUGCUGGUGAAGUCAAACGUCACAACAGGUUCUAAAACCGCUCUUGGUUCUAUUUUUUGACACGCUGCAAGUCCCGCCUCUCCCAUCUCCUCAUUGAUUUUUAGAAGCAUAUACCCACGUGGGUGAUUUUAAGAUGAACUGAGGUCCACACUCCAGUCCAGUUGGUGAUGGUAAUGCACCUUAAAGUUGGUUGCAACCGCCAUAUAAAGUCCAAGAAGAAGACCGAACGAGGAAAGAUUACUAGAAACUAACUCAUUUUACCCUUUUAUCUGUGGAGUAAUUGUCAGAGUAGAGGACCUUGUGCAUUUCAGGUAAAAUAGCAACCCAAUGUUUAAAUUCUAUGAAAAAUUACCUAGCAACAGCAAGCUAGCUAAAUGGCCCUGAGUGUUUCAUGUGUUUCGCUCUUUCCCCAAAUUAAUUUAGUUGCUUCAGAGUUCGUUUUGAUAUUUCAACAUGCGUGUCCUGAUCGUGUCUGGUGUGAAUGGACAAAAUCGACAUGCACAUGCAGACGCGGACGCUCGCCCAGUCUAGUCGGCAUGUAAUGAAGCCUGUUUUUUGUCCUCAGAUAUGGAAAGCUGUGAGACUGUUUGCAGCUGAAGAGAGGUCCCAAUGAAAAAAUCUAAUCAAACUAUUUGUCACAUGCACCGAAUACAAGUGUAGACCUUACCGUGAAAUGCUUACUUACAAGCACUUAACCAACAGUGCAGUUCAAGAAGAGUUAAGAAAACAUUUACCAAAUAGAAAUUAUUUAACUUUUGCUUAAGUAACACAAUAACAUAACAAUUGUGGAAGGAUCACCAGAGGGCAGGCUGGGCUCACGGAUAGUAGCCCAACAAGGCAUGGGAGACAAGGUAACCAGAGGCAAUUAAGCACAGCUGACGGUACUAAUGACAUAUUCCCCUUCCCCUAUAAGAGAGAGUAUGGAACCAGCAGAGAUGGGGAAAAUAGCUCCUCUGCCACCGAGAUAGAGGAGCUAUCCAUGAAGAACCACUAAGACGGUGACAAUCCCGUGACUUUUGUUGUAGUUUAAAGAUAACCGUAUUGUGUUCCUGUUUGAUCUGGAGAAGAAGAUGUAUGUUUUUUUUCCUUGGGAGAUUUUCAUUGAUUAUGUUGGAGUGUUUGUGUUGACCAAAUGCCCUCAAUAGAGAACUGUGUUCAAUCAAGAAAACCUACUCCUGACUCGUUUGUUCCACCUUUCCGCUUUAGAGUGACGCCCAAUUACUUGGUCCGCUCACACAAUAAUGAGGCUAUAUACAGGGGGUACUGGGACCGAGUCAGUGUGCGGGGGUACAGGUUAGUUGAGGUAAUUUGUACAUGUAGGUAGGGGGAAGUGACUAUGCAUAGUUAAUGAACAGCGAGUAACAGCAGUGUACAAAACAAAUGGAGAGGGGGGGGGUCAAUGUAAAUAGUCCGGUGGCCAGUUGAUUAAUUUUUCAGCAGUCUUAUGGCUUGGGGGUAGGAGCUUUUAGGUCCUAGACUUGGCGCUUUGGUACCGCUUGCGGUGCGGUAGCAGAGAAAACAGUCUAUGACUUGGGUGACUAAAAUCUCUGACAAUUUUAUGUGCUGUCCUCUGACACCGCCUAUUUUAUAGGUCCUGGAUGGCAGGAAGCUUGGCCCCACUGAUGUACUGAGCCGUACGCACUACCCUCUGUAGCACGUUACGGUCAGAUGCCGAGCAGUUGCCAUACCAGGCGGUUAUGCAACCGAUCAGGAUGCUCUCGACGGUGCAGCUGUAGAAUUUUUUGAGGAUCUGGGGACCCAUGCCAAAUCCUUUCAGUCUCCAGAGGGAGAAAAGGUUUUGUCGUGCUGUCUUGGUGUGUUUGGAUCAUGAUAGUUUGUUGGUGAUGUGGACACCAAGGAACUUGAAACUUUCGACCCGCUCCACUGCAGUGCCGCCUUGGAAUUCAAUGUCCCGAUUGACAUUUCCAUACAGGAUUUACCCCAGUCUUUUACCCAAAAGCUCAGACUUUUCUGUUUCCAUCUACGCAGGCCGGCACACCCGUUUCACUGAGCCAUGGAUCCAGCGGACCUGCUCUCACUUGGGGCCAAAGCCAGGCCACUGGUACUAUAUGCCAUGGGUUAUAUGUGGAGGCCUACCUAUGUUAGCACAUGUUGUAUACACAAAAACAGUUAAACAACACACACAAUGUAUAAACCUAUUAGAAUUGGAGUAGGCCAACCUUGCUGGAUGUCAGCUGGGUGUGCAGGGUUCUGUCUCAGCCCAGCAAUAACACACCUGAUUCAACUUAUCAAAUCUAAUGCGUUGAUAAUCAAGUGGGCUAUUGCUGGGCUGGAAUAGAAGUCUGCUCACCCAGUAGAUCAGGGAUCAGUGGAGCAAUGUUGGCUACCGCUGGUAUAGAGAUUUUUUUGUUCAUCUGAAAUUAUGCUUUAGUAAUAAUAGCAUACGUGUUACUACUCAAUUAUCUAUUGUUGUAUAGACAAAGAUGUCUAAUCUUUACAUACAACUUAUCUUAUUUGUACGUUUUGAAGUGUUGAAUCUUUGAUGUGAAGUGUUAAAAUUGUUAAACUAUUUAAAAUGAACUAGUGUCAAUGUUGAUUAAUCACAUUCCUGCAAAAAAGAGGGGAAGGGGUUCUGUGUCUGUAUUCUCAAAUUAACAUUUCCUUUUUGACUAUUUGUAAGAACACCAAGCUGGGUUUUUUUGUCACUGUCUCAGUAUAUCAGCUAUCUGAAUCCAUAUAACAGCUUAUGAUAAUAUUACGGCAUGCAUGGCAUGCAUUGCCCCCGAGGGGUGCACGUUUUGGUUUGACCACGUCAUUUGUUCAUCAAAUAUCUGCGACUCCUACAAAACCAUCCACCACCCCCACUUCGGCCAAUCAGAUCACAUCUCGGUACCUACUCCCCGCCUACAAGCAACAACUCAAGAGGGAGCCACCAACACAGAGAAUAGUGAGGUGCUGGACAGAGGAGGCAGACUUAAUGCUGCAAUCAAAAGAUUGUUUUGAGAAUACUGAUCGACUUUGGUCACAUCUGAAAAUAUGGCGACGUACUGGAUGGCCGCCGUUUUGCUAGCGCAGACCCAAGUUCGCUAUUUUGUGAUUUAUUUCGUACUUUAUUUUUUCAAUCUAUCCGCUACUAUUUCUUACAACCGAUAUUAACUUUUGAAAAUCAGAUCGGCAGUUACCUCAAUUCUGGCUUCAACUUCGACUCAUCUGCCCUGGGCUCUUUCUGUAAUUCCAACCCAAGAGGAAAUUUGACGUUAGAAGCAGGAGAGGGGGGAUUCCUGCAAGAUUAAGGUGAAGGGAGAACCGUCCACCUCUUCCCUCCAUUCUACUUGCCAGUCACUUGAUAAUAAGAUGGAUGACCUCCGAUUGCAGAUUUGCUAUCAACAGGACUCUCAAACGACAAUAUUCUCUGCUUUUCUGAAACAUGGCUCUUGGACAAGAUAUCCCCCAUGGCUAUCCAACUCAAAUGUUUAAUUAACCACGCUGACAGGACAGUGGAGUCUUGGAAAUCGAGGGGAAGGGGUUUGCCUCUUCAUCAACAACUGGUGUGCUGACUCGAGAAUGGUGGAAGUGUCGACCCAUUGUUCACCCGUCUUGGAAUAGCUGAUGGUCAAAUGCCGACCCUUUUACCUCCUGAAGGAUUUUUCAGCUGUUAUCGUGACUGUUGUACACAUUCCAUCUCAGGACAAGAAGAAUUAUGAACUGGCACUUAAACUGUACGAGGCUAUAACUUUUCUGGUUGCCGGCAAUUUUAAUUCCACGUCAUUAAGAUACGUGAUGCCCAACUUCCAUAAACACGUCUACCUUGCCACUAGGGGCAAUAAAGUCGUAGACCACUAUUAUUCUACCCACAAGCAAGCAUACAAGGCCCUCCCACAUCCGCCAUUUGGAAAAUCAGAUCGUGACUCUGUACUCCUGCUUCCUGUUUACAAACAGAAACUCAAACAGAAAUUACCUGUGACUCGCUCCGUUGAGAAAUGGUCUCCAGAAUUAGAUAUACAACAGGACUGCUUUGCUCGCGCUGUUUGGAUUAUGUUUCAGGACUCCACCGAUAACAUUGACGAGCUAACCACCUCCGUCAAUGGCUUCAUUAGGAAAUGCAUUGGCGACGUUGUCCCCACAGCUAAGGUUCGCUGCUUCCCCAAUCAAAAUCUUUGGAUUAACACUGAGGUUGGCACUAAACUAAAGGAUAGGGCUACCGCACACAGGGCUUUCACAGACAACCCUGAGGCUACAGCUGAGGACAGGAACAAGUACUGCUAUGACCUACUCACAAUACUCACCAAGACAACAGCUGAGAUGGCAUCCCUGGCUGUGUCCUCAGAGUGUGUGCUGACAAGCUGGCGGGUGUCUUCUCAUAUAUCUUCAACCUGUCUCUGUCCCAGACAGUUACGCCAGUUUAAAUGUUAUGCCAGUUAAAGGGCUCUGGGCUAUUCCUGUUGAUGCACUGGUCUAAGAGUAAAAUAAUCAGGUAGCUUUUGAGUGGACAUUGUUACUUUUUGCUUUAAGGAGACCACCAUUGUCCCAGUGCCAAAGAAAAACAAGGUGACAUGCCCAAAUGACUUUCACCCAGUCGCACUCACCUCGGUCAUCAUGAAGUGCUUCGAGAGGUUGGUCAUGGCUCACAUCAAGUCAUGCAUGCCAGACACACUGGACCCACUCCAAUUUGCCUACUGUUCCAACAGAUCCAUGGAAUAUGCCAGUUCCAUCGCCAUUCACACGGCUGUAACACAUCUGGACAAGAGGAACACCUAUGUGAGAAUGCUGCAAGCUCGACAAGCUCAGAUCCCUGGGUCUGGACAACACCCUCUGCAACUGGAUCCUGGACUUCCUGAUGGGCAUCCCACAAGCGGAUAUGAAUUCCUCUGACCAUAGGGAAAACUCAGAUGGCGAAAUGCUUGAGAUAGAGCGAGAACCCAUUCAAGACAUCAAGACGGAGACAGAUGAAUGUACAAUUAGUGAGACAACUGAAGGACCCCGAAGAUGGUACCUUGGAACUAGUGAGGCCACCAGGAAACGUACUGCCAAGGACAUGGGCUGUGACGCACACAAUUCUGAAUUGCUUCAGUCUACCAGCGGGAAAAGAGUCAGGGUCUCUAGUGAGGCAGGGCGGCGCUUGCUGAGGAGAUUGUCUGAAGAGACCACGAGGCCACAAUCCCUCUGCCUGACAUCUGCGGAGAAGGACCCUGCCCAGGAGAAGACUAUAGCCUCUUACAGGAAGCCUCUCUACAGCAUCUCUCACAGAAUCACAGAGAAGAAGCACACAUCAAGCCUGGACCAGCAGGCUCAGCAUGAUGGAGGAGUGCAGCUAAGCUACAGCAAUCUCUUAUCCCCUCAACUGGUCAAUACAGGGGAGCACAGCCGAAGUGAACCCCUCUCUGCCCUGGGGGCAGCAGGGUCCAUGUCUUCAACAGACUCUAAUCUAUACUCCCUCAUUGAGAAGAUGUUUUUCAUCCUCAAUACGCUCAACUCAAGCAUGACCCAACUGCACAGCAAGGUGGAUCUACUUUCCCUGGAGGUCACUCGCAUCAAAAAACAGAUCAAACCCUCAGAGAUGGCAACUGAGUUCCAGCCUCCUCCAGAAUACCUGUUGACAAGUGAGGAGCUGAGUCAACUGAUGGAGCAGACAUCAAAUGCUGGCGAGUUGGGUUGUCGACUGCUAGUACAUCUCUUCCCAGAACUUUUUAAAGCCAAGGAGUGCACUCCUGGUUGUAUCGCCAACAAGAGAACGUUGGAUUCCCUACAGCUGCAGCUAAUACGCAACUAUGUGAAGGUGUGUUUUCCUCUGGUAAAGAAUAACAACAUUUGGCAGGAUGAAUGCCUAUUACAGAUUAAUAACUUCUUUAACCGCUUCUGGGCUCAGAAGGAUAUGGAGAGUGGGCCACAGUCAUGUGGGAGACAGACUAUUACAGACUUUGGUUUAAAAGCUGAACGGAACCAGCCCUGCCAUUUUAUAAAUGAGGAGGGGCAAGAAGUGCACCUCGAAUUAGACUCCAAUAGUGACCACACCAAAAAUAAAGUAGUAGUGCCAGACCUUGUGUUUGACACUCAGGAGGUUGGAGAGGAUCUUGAUAAACUCUCCUCCCCUGAAGACUUUAUGUUUCUUGUAAACAGAGUUUUCCCAGAGGUUUUUGAGGGGAAAUUCCUAGAGGGUAGUGUGGGAAAGAUGAUCCUGGACUCGGACAGGAUAGAGAUUAUCCGUAAAUACAUGGAAGCUAAUUUUCCUGGCGUCCCAGAGGAUAGUUGGCUGCAUGUGUGUGUGCAGCGCAUAGAAGAUGCAAUAGAGGGUUAUCACAAUAACAGUAAUGGCAGUGAGCCUGAGAACAUGAAUGAUGAGAGCUAUGACUCCACAAGCCUCCCUGAUGAUGUCUCUAUCAUCAAGAUCAGUGAAAUGUGUGACUACGAGAGACCAGGUCGUAGGUCAAAAAAGUCGUUGCUCGUGCCAGUCGAUUUUGAACAACUUGAGAUCCCCCUACCAGAUUUUAGUGUGCCUCAAGAGUAUCUGCUUUCUAGGGAGCAACUGAGGAACAACUAUGACUGUAGUUUGUCAAUUGGGAACUUUGCCUCUCGCCUCUUGGUACUUACAUUCCCUGAGCUCUUCACCUACGAGAACACACGGAAGCAUUACAACUGUAGUGGCUCUCUCGGGAAGAAACAGCUUGACCCUGUGCGGGUCAACCUUAUUCGCCACUAUGUACAGCUACUAUAUCCACAGGCCAAGAAUGACAGAGUGUGGACCCUGGAAUUUGUGGGUAAACUGGACGAGCGGUGCAGGCGACGAGACACGGAACAACGGCGGUCGUACCAGCAGCAACCCAAAGUCUAUGCUCCUGAGUUGGAGCAAGGGCCUGUGGACUUUGUGGCUGCUUGCCAAGUGAACCAGCUUAACACGGAGCACUUGGAGGACUUUGAGAUCCCUCCACUACCCCCUGAAAAAAGUAGCAAAGACUUCUGCAUGAUCCCCCUGGAGGAAUUGACGGUGUCGAUUCCAGACUUCCCUGUGCCUUUGGUCUACUUGCUCUCAGACACUGAGGUACGAGAGAUUGUCCAGCAGAGCCUUUCAGUGGGAAACUUUGCCGCCCGCCUACUGGUGCGCCUCUUCCCUGAGCUCUUCACUCAGGAGAACCUGCGGCUUCAGUAUAACCACUCAGGCGCCUGCAACAAGAAGCAGCUGGAUCCAGUGCGUCUCAGGCUCAUCCGCCACUAUGUAGAAGCCGUGUACCCAGUUGAGAAGAUGGAGGAGGUCUGGCAUUAUGAAUGUGUGCCAAGCAUAGAUGAGCGAUGCCGGCGGCCCAACCGCAAGAAGUGUGACAUACUGAAGAAGGCCAAGAGAUCAAAUACUGUGUCCUAGUAGCAAAGCUAAAGACAAUUUUUAUAUUUUAUUCUAAAUAUUUGCACAAGUACAGAAGCUGAAUAGCAUAGUGGAGCCUUUGCACACUGUUCUGUGUAGGAUAAGGCCAACUUGUAAAGGCUGUUCAUUAGUACUCAAUGUAUUUGUAAUAUUGAACUACAGUAUUAGACAGUUUAGUUUAUCAUCUGCUUGUUUGAGAUUAUAGACUGUAUGUAUACAACAAAACAAGUGUCAUAGCUCAUCUAAUUUACCCUGUAUAUAAGAUGUGUAGCCUUAAAAACAAUAACCAUGUAAAUAUUACAAAGACAGUAGAUCACAGGCAAAGAUGGAUAAAAGUGGUGAUCGUUUUUUUCCAUUUCUUAUGUCGCAUUGUGGCACUACUUGUCUUUUAUAACAAUGUUAUACCUUCUUAUAGAAGUUUGUAUUAUAAAUAUGUAUUAAACCAUGGCAACAGAUCCCAUUAA